AAAGUAGAGACAGAAAAAGUCCACACCAAGAAGCGCGGAAUUAGGUGUUUGCGUUAGCGGUGUGAAUCUGCGUGUCAGUCUUUGUGCUGAUCGAACAGUGAACAGAGCUGUGAACAGAGGGCGCCACAUUCCGCAUUCUCUCCACAUUCUCCUCAGCAAGAGCGGCAGAGGCGAGAAGUCGGUGUGGUGCCCAGAGCGUGGCACCUGACUCUGCGCAUUGUGGUUGAUAAAGAACCAGGAUGGCGGCCAAUUCAGCUCUCCUGGUUCGGCAAUCCGUGCAAGCAUUCUCUCUUGCCAGCACCUCGGUCAACUCAAGAAGCACUGCAGCCGCAGCUCUGCAGGUUCCUGGGAGGAAUGGCACCCAACUCCUUCCAGCCAGAUUGUCCAGCGUGACUUCCACUUUUCAGGGGAUCAUGUGUGGCUUUGAUAAAGCAGUCAACCUGGGAGGUACGAAGAAGCCUGCAGGGGUGUGCAUGGCUUGGGGGGGUUCGCUGGCGUCAGUGAGGCUGAUCAUCCAGGGGAAGCACAUGGACUUGACGGACUCGAUCAAGGCUUACAUUGAGGAGAAGAUUGGGAAGGCCGUAGAGAAGCAUGUCCAGCUGGUGCGCGAAGUUGACGUGCGAUUAUCGACGAGGGGGGGCGACCACGCGCUGAGCCACCAGGGCCACCAGAAGGGGAAGCCCACCCAAAGGGCUGAGGUAACAAUCUACACGAAGAAGCACGGCAUUGUGCGCGCGGAGGAGGACAGCGAGCGCGCCUACUCGAGCAUCGACCUCGUGGCCGAUGUUGUUGAGCGCAAGCUGCGCAAGAUCAAGGAGAAGGACGGCGGGAAUGGGCGCAACUGGCAGAUGCGGCACAAGCCGAACGUGGAGGAGCUGCUCCCCGCGGUGUCCGUAUCGUCGGUGCCGGACCUCGACUUCGACGAGGCGGAACUCAGCGACCAGGAGGGAAGCCCGGAGCAAAAGUCGCUGCUGGGAGAGAUUGUCCGCACAAAGCGGUACUCCAUUCCCCCCAUGACCACGGAGAGUGCGAUGGACGAGCUUCUUAACGUUGGUCACGACUUCUUUGCAUUCCGGAGCAUCGAGACAGGUGACGUCAACAUUUUGUACCGGAGGAGGUCCGGCGGGUUCGGGCUCAUCAUUCCAAGGGAGGAUGAGCCUUGGGAGAAGUUCACCCCUGGCGUUGCUCAGGCUAGGAAGUAGUCAAGCCGGGUUUGCAGUAAUGCUGACGUCAGGGCUGAUUGUGCGUAGGCCAUGGUCGGUCGUUGGCAUCAGCCUGUCCCUUCUGUGGAUUCGCGCGAAUGUGUUGAAGCUGUGGAAAAGUUGCCGUACUUAGACGCAAGUUCCUAGAGCAGGGUAGAAGUAAAGGGCAGGAAGAGGUUAGUCAAUUGUAGUUCAGAAAACGGAUGUCGAGGGGGCAUUGGGGUUGCAUCCCGGCAGUGUAAGAACCGAGCUUAAAAUUCGCAAACCUAGUUGUACACUCCUAAGACAGGGAUCAGCAUCGUCGACUUUCCUUCCGGCGUAUCUGUGUGCUAUCUAUAUGAUUUCCCUCUGCAUGUAUCAUGG
Klebsormidium nitens is the source of this 1565-nucleotide messenger RNA. The record is from the annotation of a GenBank genome assembly. NCBI's taxonomy places the organism in Eukaryota, Viridiplantae, Streptophyta, Klebsormidiophyceae, Klebsormidiales, Klebsormidiaceae.